Molecule: messenger RNA, 1332 nt
Organism: Colletotrichum navitas
Lineage: Eukaryota; Fungi; Ascomycota; Sordariomycetes; Glomerellales; Glomerellaceae
Product: trichothecene 3-O-acetyltransferase
Exons: 1
Coding region: 1-1332 (443 amino acids)
Source: RefSeq, a predicted model, not a curated record
AUGGACGAGCCCCUCGAGAUUCUCGGCCAACUGCCAAACCUCAACAUUUACACUCAGAUCGCAAUAUGUUUCUCAGUACAAGAUGAGUCUUCAAUCUCGAGAAUCAUCAGCACUCUUACAGUUGGCCUCGAGAGGCUCACCGCGGCAUUCCCCUGGAUCGCUGGACAAGUCGUCAAUGAAGGCGCAAGCGAGGACAGCACAGGCGUCUAUAAGAUGAAGCCAUACGAGACGACGCCACCCCUUGUCAUCAAAGACCUGCGAGAUGACGACUCGCCGCCGACGAUGGACGCCAUGAAAAAGGCAAAUUUCCCCCUCUACAUGCUCGACGAGAGCAUCGUCGCUGCGCGCCCGACACUGCCCAUCGACCCCGCUCUGGAUGGUAAACCUCAACCUCUCCUCAUUGUCCAGGCCACUUUCAUACAAGGCGGACUCGUCCUCACAUUCCUCGGCAACCAUCAAGCAAUGGAUGGUGUUGGCCAAGGCCAGAUCAUCGGUCUCCUAUCGAAGGCAUGUCGAAACGAAUCUUUCACCGACGAUGAAGUCGCGGCAGGAAACCUACCCCGUCAUAACGUCGUUCCGUUGCUGGACAACUACCAGAGAGGCCCCGAAGUUGAUCGAAUGAUCGUUGAACCGCCGAAAGAACCAUCAUCAGCACCCGCAAAAUGCCGUUGGACCUUAUUCGACUUUCCUGUCAGCUCGCUCUCCGCCCUGAAGUCUAAGGCUAUGGAAAUGAUCAAGUCAGGCUACAUUACAACAGAUGACGCACUCACUGCCUUUAUCUGGCAAUCCGUCACGCGUGCCCGCGCGUCGCGUUUAUACCCCGACGAAGAAAUCAAACUUGCACGAGCCGUGGACGUGCGAGGCUACCUUGGCGUCCCUCAAACGUUCCCUGGCAUUCUACAAACCAUGACCUGCAACUUAUCUUCUCUCAAAGAUCUUGUAAACGGCCCGCUUGGAGGAGUGGCAUCGGACCUGCGGCUGGAAGUGAACCCCGAAGCCUUGAGUUAUAGCAUCCGCGCAUUCGCGACGGUGCUUGCCCGGUCCCCCGACAAGAGAGGCUUCUCCUUGGCUGGCAAACUUCGUCUAGACAAGGACUUCAUGCUCAGUUCCUGGGCGAAGCUUGACUUGUACGAGCAGGAUUUCGGUUUGGGUCUGGGAAAGCCCGAGUCGGUCAGGAGACCGCGGUUCACGCCGGUGGAGAGUCUCGCAUACCUGUUGCCCAAAUCGCGAGAAGGCAGCAUCGCACUGGCGAUUUGCUUGAGGGAUGAGGAUAUGAACAAGCUAGAAGAAGACGAGGAGUGGAUGAAGUAUGCAAAGUACAUAGGCGAAUGA